Molecule: messenger RNA, 6377 nt
Organism: Brassica rapa (field mustard)
Lineage: Eukaryota; Viridiplantae; Streptophyta; Magnoliopsida; Brassicales; Brassicaceae
Source: RefSeq, a predicted model, not a curated record
AUAAGUCGCUCUCAACUUAACAAAAGUACUGUUUUGUAAUAAAAAAUCUUUUUUUUUUUUCAAAUAUUAUCAAUAUAAAAUGAGAAAAGUUGGUAAAUGACAUAUGCCGUAAUGCGCAUGAAAUUCUAUUGUUAGAGUUUAAUUAUGAUUUUGAAUGGUAGAUCUUCAAUCUUUUCAAUGUAUAAACAGUAUGAACGUGUUUAAUAUUGUAAAGUAUCCAGAAAAGAAAACCAGUUGUGUAUAAUGGCUCUUUUAUUUGUAGCCAUUAGUCUUAUGAUAUAUGGUUUGUCAGAAUGAAAAUUUGCUGAUAUUUUCACUGUUUCAUAUAAUAUUGUUCCAGCUUUUUUAAGUACUCUUUUAUAAUGUGAUGUUAGUAUUAGACGAAUCUGGUCAACUCAGUGCGAUUCCCAACUACAUCCAACGUGAUUUACCUUUUUAAAUCAUUUCUUGUUUAAGUUAUAAUCUUUUGUUGCUUGUAUGAUUUGUUGCCUCAAAAACCCAAGUCAGUUAGAAGAAUACUUCAUCUCAGUCUCAUCCUCAUAUGAUAUAUCCAAUCCAAUUAAAUCCUCCAAUCUCUUUGAUUGAAACAUUUCUCCUGAUAUAUAUUGAAAUUCUAACCAGAAUGAUAGACUGAUGAGAAGGAUAUUCCAGUUUGUGGCAUCAAAAUAUGUUGAUGACAAGAUGGGGCCAUUGGACGCACAUGACAUCUUGAUCUACUUUAAUAUGUGUCCAUUCUUUUCUUGUUUGCCCAUCAAUUGCCUUUUUAAGUUGUAACUUAUCUUGCAAGUUGUUUACUUAAACUAUAUGUAAUGAUUGAUUAGAAGAAUGACCAAAAUAUGAAUCUCCUCACAUCGCAAACUAAAACUAUGGGUUCACACUUUUAAAUUAAUAAUCGAUUAAAUCGACUAAUUAAUUAAAUUUCAACAGAUUAAUUAAUUUGAGAGCCGGAUUUAUGAUUUUUAUCUUAUAAAAAUAAACUUAUACAAACUGAGUUUAACCACAUUCUUUAAUAUAAAAUGAAGAAAGAAAUGGACUCACAACUUCUGUAGAAUGGUGAUGCUGAAUAGGUUUUGACUUUUUAAAAUAAAUAAAUAAAAUAUAAAUUUUCAUAGGAAUUAUUGUACUCAUAAUCGAUGUUGAUCAAUUUGUUUUGUUAGAAAUUCAACCUAGAUAUUCUAAACCAAAUUUUUACACUUUUUAGUGCUCAUAAGACUUGGCAAUUAUGGAGUCCCUAAUGAUGCAAGUGCUAUUUUCAGUGUACUAACUAGUACUAAAUAUAAAAUGCGUUAACACUAUGCAAGAAAAAAAGAAAAGAGUAACAUAAUGUUUUUUUUAUAUAAAUCGGAGUUAUGAAGAAAAAAAAACAUUGUGUAAGUUUCAAAAGAGUUAUAUGUUUUUAACUCAAGAGUUAUUAACUUGUUUUUCCUUUUUUCUAAAACGUUAUUUCCCAUAAUUUCUAAACCAAAUAGGAAUAUUUAUCUAAAGAGGUUUACUUUUAUUCUGGUGGUUUUUACUUCUAACGUGGUGUCAUGAUCACCCCAUUCAAGUUUAGACAUGGGGUUCAACAACAUGGAUGUUAAAAAUAUACAAAUAAGUCUCCUAAUUUAUUAAUAAUCAAAGAUUUUCAUGGAAAAGGAAAAAGGAAAGGAAAAGCACAAAUAUUGGCCAGGAAUGAAAGCCACCACCAUUCGCCUUUUGUUGAUUGCACACAAAGAUGAAGUUAAAAAGUUGUUUAAAGCCACUAAAAAGAUGACUUUUCUCCUUUUAAUUUAGCUUUAGCCAAUUUGCAUGAGUUUGUGACUUUCCUUAAGUCAGAAUUUUAGAAGAGCGUGGAUCAUGAGUGAGCACAAUAUUGAACUUAACAAAAAUAAUAUUUGUUCAAUCAGGAAUUUCUUUAAAACAGAUGAUGUUGCACUCCCCAUUUAACAAGCCCAAGCCCUUUUAUGAGUUUCAGAGAGCAUCAUAAGAACAUAGGCUGUUCCCCACACACAGCAACAAUAAGACAACAAUGACUCAUACCAAGUUUUAGAAUACAUUAUAACAUAUUACACUGAUGAAAAGCACUUGUCAGAAGAUUAUGAAACCAUUUUCUAUAUGUUAACAACAUAUCACCAUAUAAUAUAGAUUAUCUAUAGCAGAAGAAGAUAACUGUGGCUUAUCCUCAAAAGUAUCUUAAGUAUCUAAGAGAUAAGAGUAGGUUAUUAUAAGAGAAUUCUGAUACGGAAUUGGCAGUGGUUGGUAUAGUCUUUUUUUUACCACUAAGGCAGCCUAAACAACACUCAUCAAUAAGUGUUUGUUUGGACCGAUGUAUGGUCAUGCUAACUAGCGUUCAGAAAACAUAAACACAAGAUGGUUUUAAGUUUUAACCCAUCAAAAUUUUGUAUUCUUUUUAUUUUUGAUCAAAAACAAAAUUUUAUAUUCUUUUUUCUUUUUGUAAUAACAAGGUUGACCACUGUUAGAGUUGAUCCAGAAAAAAUAAACAAUAAAACAAUUUUAUAUAUGACUUGUCCAAGUGUAUAAAUGAAAAUUUAUGAAAUUAAUCAUGUGAGUGUUAAUUAAUAUAGUUUUAAUAUCUGUUCAAAAACACGGACGCAUAGUCCAAUGCGGUGCAACUACUCAGUCGAUUAAUCAGACAAUUAACCAAUUAAUCACUGUUAAACCGAUUUUUAGCUGUCUAAACCUGAUAAAAUUUGGACUACUGGGCUUAUUUUGAAACCCAGUUGCAAGCUAUGAAAAUAACUCUGAACGCCUAUUCUCAUCAGCUUUCCUUCUUAUACUUUACCGAAGUGGAACUUUACUUCAUGUGUGUUUUUAUUAAAAAAAAUUGUUUAAAAUUAAAUAUGACAUAUCCGAUGUUCAAAUACAUGACCUUAUACACCAUAGUCAUCUUCAAACACCAAUACACCACCGCAUAUGUAGUUGUUUAUGCAUAUAUUAUUGUCUAUAUAAACAUACUUUAAUAAAAAAUAAAAUAAGACAUUCACUUAUGCUAACAAUUAACUUUUGUUAAACUAAUAAAUAUAAUUUUCAAUAAUAACAUACAAAAACCUAUUAUAUUCUAAAAUAUUUAUAUUAUAUAUUUAAUUAAAAUAUUUUAAUAAAUAAAAUAAUAAUUAAAACUAAUUCUCAUUAAUCUCUGAUUUUUUGGUAGUUCGAUAGAUCCGGAAUCGCCGUCCGACUAGCGUUUAACAUAGUUCCGAACAUGGAUUUUAAUAAAUGGUUUCUAGUAUAAGUACAUACAAAAAAUAGUAUAUACUUUAUAGAAUUUUGUUUGGUUUUCUGUUUUUUUUUUCUUUUCACUGAAAAAAAUAUAGCAACGGGCAAACCGGGAAACCGCAUCGUCGUUUUACAGAAAAUGUAAAGAGAAGGACGAGAGAAGUUGGGGGUUCCCGUAAAAGGGGUAAGAAAGUAAUUAAGAUCUCUUUCAGUUCCUAACAGACAGAUUCUGGAAAGCAAAAGGCAACAAACAAAACACAAAGGGGAGAAAGAAAAAAAACACCAAACCACCUUUUUUCUUUUUCAUUCGUUCCUUUCUUCUUCUUCGCGACUUCUGUCGGGGACAAAAAAAAAAAAAAAACCUCUCCGCAACCGCAUUCUCAGAAGACCUAAUGACUGACCCAGAGCAGAGAUUAACCGCAUUGAAGAAGGCUUACGCGGAUACGAUACUGAACACGGCCAAGGAAGCGGCGGCACGUGUGAUGGUUUCAGAGAGGAGGGCUCGUGGGUAUCAGCAGGAGCUUGUGGCGGUUAGAGACGAGGCUCUCCGUACGUGUCUAAGGCUUAAGCAGAUGUAUGAUUCCAAGGUCAAAGAGGCAGAGAUGAUGGCUUUAAGCAAGCAGCAAAAGAUUGAAGAACUUGAAGCUCAACUUGGAGAAGCUGAAGAUAUAGUGGGAGAGCUAAGGAUGGAGCUGCGAGAGUCUCGUUACCAGCUUGAGAAAUUGAUAAAUAGUCAUCAAAGCAACGAGGAGGAAAACAAGCCAAUAAAUGAAGUGGUUUCUUUAGCGUGUGAGGACUCUAGUAACCACGAGAGAACGGUUGUGGCUAGUGGGAUCAUCAAACCACAUUCGAGCGACAGAGAUAUGAGUAUCAACAGGUGUUCUUAUAAAGAGAAUAAAGAUCCUUGCAACCAUACUCUUCCUUCCAUACUGACCAGACGCAGAGAUGCUGAUGCGUUAGAAAAAGGAGAUUGUCCUAAUGCGGAAGAGAAGGAGCUACUGACUACAUCUUUGUCGCCUUCAGAGAAAGAGUAUGUCCAGUUCACAGUCAAGAGGAAGCGUAAGAAGGAUGAAAGAAGCGGCAGCAUUAGCCCUGAAGGAGGAAGCUCCUCCUCGCAAGAAGACGAUGAGAGCAGAAACAGAAGACAAAAGACUGGAGAGAAAGACAAUGUGUACUUGGACUCCUUCAACACUGAAUCAUCAUCUCGUGAUAGUCGUCGUGUUGCUCAGGUCGCUCGUCAGCUUUUACCAUUCACAGAGAAGAUACUGUCGCAGGAGAACCAAAGUGAUGAUGUUUCUUGAGUCGCAAGUAAUCAUGGAAGGUCCUAUUCUAUCAUCAGUUGCAUUUGAUCUCUCUGAAUGGUUGAUUAGCGAAGUUAGCUGAAGUAGUAAGAUUGUUAACAUCAAUACACAUUGUCAGCUUAUAGACUAAUGGAAAAGGCUAGUUUUGAGUCGUUUAUUUAGAUUCCUUUAAGCAUUCGUUUUGCUCGGUUGCUUGGGGAGAGAGAACUUGAAGAAGCUUCCUCAAUAAACGAAACAUACUAAUGUUACAGUAAUAUGUAACCUUCCGGCCAAGCUUUCACAAGAUGGUUGAUGAUUAGUAAAAAUAAAUAAAAUAAAGAAGCAAAUCAAAAGAAUUCAUUGUUGUUCACGAACACAAGGUUUGACCAGCAGGGCCGGGCCUGAUACAAAGCAUAUCAAUUGUCAAGCAUGUGCUUCUAACUUUAAAAUAUUUACUUAAGGGACAAUAAGUAUCAAAAAAACUCUGAUAGCAGUGCUGGUAAUGAUUCAUUUUAGAGUUAUACAUGUUGCAAGUUCGAAACCAAGUGCUUCAUUUAUAUUUUCCUAACAAUUUUUUUUUUUAAAAUGGGCCAAAAUUAUUGUGACAGCUUGAGGGCCAGUCAAAGUCAAUCCCGGCUCUGUUGACCAGUGACCACAGAAACACGCUUUAGAGUAUGAAAUGUUUGUGUAUAUUAUUAUAACACAACAGAGAAAUUGUGUAGCUAAUUUUGUGGCUAACUACAGUUUUUUUUUUGUUGUUGUAAAUAUAGGGUCAAAAGAUAACAAAUAUGUUGGAUUGUAAAUGUGGGGUCAAAGUAAACAAAUAUGUGAAACUAAAUACGUCUUUUGGAAAUAAAAAGAUAUAAAUAUAUGGUAAAAAAGAAAAAAAUGUGAGAAACCAAAUAAAUCUGUCAUAAAUAAAUUUUCGGUCAAAAUGUUUUUGGGAUAAAAUUUUUGAAAAUAAUAAAUACUAGAGUUAAACAUGCGCACUUGCACGGGUAUAUUUUAUCUUUAAAAGUAAUAUUUAAAACAUAAAAUAAUUUAUAAAAAUAUAUGUUAUAUAUUAAAUUCAGUUUUUGUAUAUAAUAUUAGUUUGAAAAUUUUAUAUUUAGUGAUGGAAUUUUUUUUAAUGAAAUUUUACUAUUCAUAUAUUAUUAUCCACUUGUUAUUUUUUUUAUUUAAAAAUGUAACAGCACAUUAAAAAGUUAAUCCCAAAAUAUUUAGAUAUUAACCUUAUUUACAUUAAUCCCAAAAUUAAUAAUAUAUUUAGGUUAAUUUGGUAAGUUACUAAUUAAAUGGUCUAACUGUGACUCUUAUAUAAGAAACAAAUUUGUGGAGUCAAUAUGUGGUUAAAUGAAACAAAUCUAUGAAAAAAAGAAAAAAAAUGUCUGUAAAAAAUAAGUCAAUAUGUGAUUAAAAGAAAGAAAUAUUUGGGACACUAAAUUCAUUAUACUUUAAAAUUUUUGGUCACCUAUAUAUUCUAUAACUUUUCAUAGUCUCUUCAUUUCAAAGAUCUAUCAGUAUUCUAUUCAAUAUACUAGAAGCAAAAAAAUAAUAGAGAAAAAGCAAAGAUGGCUAAAGCGACUUCUUCACUUGUUGUCCCCAUCAUCUUCCUUGUGAUGUUUCUUUCAGUUUCGCAGAAUAUGGGGGGACGAACAUGUGUGGCGGUUAUUGGAACGAAUUGCGUGAAUUGCAGAAUCAAGUGCUACAACAAUUAUGGAAAUCUUGCAACUGCCUACUGUGAUCGCUCGGGAGGUAGUCCUCAGUACUAUAGAUGUCAAUGUACCUUUCCUUGCGGGCCUCCAAAGCAUUUGAACCAAAACAAAGUAUUUUAAAAUGAUAUCUUCUUCAAAAUGUAUAAGCAUGAAUCCUAAGUUAAAA